CGGGCGCCGGAGCGGGUGUGUGCGCGGGGGCGCGCGCGCGGGCCGGGAGGAGGCUCCCGAGAGCGAGAAGGUCCUCGCGGCUCAGCCCGGUCCCCCCGCCCCCCCGCGCCCCAUGUGAGGGAACCGGGGAGGCCGGCGGCUCGGGGAGGGCGAGGCAUGUGCACGGGCCGGCGGGUGCCGCGGCCGCCCGGGGACGAGGAGGACGGCGGCGGCGAGGACAGCGGGGCGCUCGCGGCGGCGGGCCGGCGCCGGGGCGAUGCGGCGGGCGGCGUGUGCCCGGCGGUAGCGCACUCCAGGCGGCUCGGAGGCGGCGCUGGCGGGCUGCGGGCAGGGCGGCCCGGAGGCGGCGGCGGCGGCCGCCAGAAGUAGCAGCAGGACCGGCGGCGGGGACGGCAGCCUGAGAUGCAUUCUCUCCUCCAGCGGCCAUGUUAACCAGGAAACCUUCGGCCGCCGCUCCCGCCGCCUACCCGACCGGCCGAGGAGGGGACAGCGCCGCCCGCCAGCUGCAGGCUUCCCCCGCGGCGCUCGGAGCGGGGCCCCCCCGGAGCGGAGUGGGGACCGGCCCGCCCUCGCCCAUCGCCCUGCCGCCCCUCCGGGCCAGCAACGCUGCGGCCGCGGCGCACACGAUUGGUGGCAGUAAGCACACGAUGAAUGAUCACCUCCACGUGGGCAGCCACGGCCACGGGCAGAUCCAGGUGCAGCAGCUGUUUGAGGACAACAGCAACAAGCGGACCGUGCUCACGACACAGCCAAAUGGGCUCACCUCGGUGGGGAAGGCGGGGCUGCCGGUGGUGCCGGAGCGGCAGCUGGAGAGCAUCCACCGGCGGCAGGGGAGCUCCACCUCCCUGAAGUCCAUGGAAGGUCUGGCGAAGGUGAAAGCCCCCCCGCUGACGCCCGAGCAGGCCAUGAAGCAGUACAUGCAGAAGCUGACCACCUUCGAGCACCACGAGAUCUUCAGCUACCCCGAGAUCUACUUCCUGGGUCCAAACGCCAAGAAGCGCCAGGGCAUGACGGGCGGGUCCAACAACGGCGGCUACGACGACGACCAGGGCUCCUACGUGCAGGUGCCCCACGACCACGUGGCCUACAGGUACGAGGUCCUCAAGGUCAUCGGGAAGGGCAGCUUCGGGCAGGUGGUCAAGGCCUACGACCACAAGGUGCACCAGCACGUGGCCCUGAAGAUGGUGCGGAACGAGAAGCGCUUCCACCGGCAGGCGGCCGAGGAGAUCCGCAUCCUGGAGCACCUGCGGAAGCAGGACAAGGACAACACCAUGAACGUCAUCCACAUGCUGGAGAACUUCACCUUCCGCAACCACAUCUGCAUGACGUUCGAGCUGCUGAGCAUGAACCUCUACGAGCUCAUCAAGAAGAACAAGUUCCAGGGCUUCAGCCUGCCUCUGGUGCGCAAGUUCGCGCACUCCAUCCUGCAGUGCUUGGAUGCUUUGCACAAAAACAGGAUCAUCCACUGUGACCUGAAGCCCGAGAACAUCCUGCUGAAGCAGCAGGGCAGGAGCGGCAUCAAGGUGAUCGACUUCGGCUCCAGCUGCUAUGAGCACCAGCGCGUCUACACGUACAUCCAGUCCCGCUUUUACCGGGCCCCGGAGGUGAUCCUCGGCGCCAGGUACGGCAUGCCCAUCGAUAUGUGGAGCCUGGGCUGCAUUCUGGCGGAGCUCCUGACCGGGUACCCCCUCUUGCCGGGGGAGGAUGAAGGGGACCAGCUGGCCUGUAUGAUCGAACUGUUGGGCAUGCCCUCCCAGAAACUGCUGGAUGCUUCUAAACGAGCCAAAAAUUUCGUGAGCUCCAAGGGAUACCCCCGCUACUGCACUGUCACGACCCUCUCGGACGGCUCUGUGGUCCUCAACGGAGGCCGCUCCCGGAGGGGGAAACUGAGGGGCCCGCCGGAGAGCAGAGAGUGGGGGAACGCACUGAAGGGGUGUGACGAUCCCCUCUUCCUUGACUUCUUGAAACAGUGUUUAGAAUGGGAUCCUGUGGUCCGCAUGACCCCCGGCCAGGCGUUGCGGCACCCCUGGCUGAGGAGGCGGUUGCCAAAGCCCCCCUCUGGGGAGAAGACGGCGGUGAAAAGGAUAACUGAGACCACUGGUGCUAUCACUUCCAUUUCUAAGUUACCUCCACCUUCCAGCUCUGCUUCCAAACUGAGGACUAAUUUGGCACAGAUGACAGAUGCCAACGGGAAUAUUCAGCAGAGGACAGUCUUGCCAAAACUUGUUAGCUGAGCUGAGUUCCCCCCCCCAUGCUGGUAAUCUGAAAGAUACAAUGCGGCUGAGCCUUAUUGGGUUGCAAAGGAGUAGUAGCUCAGACCCGUUUUUAUUUGCUCAAUAACUUGACUCAUUUGUAUCUCUUCAGCACUUAUUUUAAUGUAAGAAAGUCAUUUGUUUUGUUUUUAUAAAAUACAUGGGGACAAUG
Molecule: messenger RNA, 2424 nt
Organism: Pipistrellus kuhlii (Kuhl's pipistrelle)
Lineage: Eukaryota; Metazoa; Chordata; Mammalia; Chiroptera; Vespertilionidae
Gene: DYRK2
Product: dual specificity tyrosine phosphorylation regulated kinase 2
Exons: 3
Coding region: 426-2234 (602 amino acids)
Biological process (GO): peptidyl-threonine phosphorylation; peptidyl-serine phosphorylation
Cellular component (GO): nucleus
Molecular function (GO): ATP binding; protein serine/threonine/tyrosine kinase activity; protein serine/threonine kinase activity
Source: RefSeq, a predicted model, not a curated record